AAAAGAUCCUUUUGGUACUGCAACCUACCUACCAGGCCACUAGAUCUUUCUCUUUGAUGAAUAGGAGCUCCAUCUACAAAGUUCCAAGCUGCUUGUGGGUGGCAGUGCUUUCUAUCUUGUUUUGAUCAACCAUUUGUGGAUUCUUGAUAAGCUGCGGCAGAUUGGACAAGCUGAUUGCACUGACUCCCAAGGGACAUACAUGGUACCAGCAAAGGUUGUUCCUUAGCUGAUCAUAUGCCAGUGGAAAAGAUUCCCAACAACUUUUUCCUGUAACAUCCAUUCAAGAGAUGUUUGCUCUACUUGCACCAUCUCUAUCCUGUAGUUAGGACCUCUGCUUUCCGUGCUACACCCAACUUUAAAUUAUUCUUAUGAUCCUGUCCUCUGCAGUUUAUGCUUUGGAUUUCUGUAGGCUCAUUAGAGGUUCUUACCAGGAACACAGAUUAGUUUAAAAGACUUUUUCCAGAGGGAGGGAGGACCAGAGUUCUGUAGUUACAGUCCUAUUAAGUACUUACGGAAUGAAACCCUGUUUGGAGUUCUUCACAGCUUUGGCAAGAUGGUAAAUGUCUUUGCACAGGUCAUGUUGAUCAUCUUCUUUGAAUCUAUCAUCACCUGAAUCUGAGUGAGGCCUUGUUGUUGUGCCCUCUGUAGUCAUUCCUUGAACCUCCAAAAGGGACACAUAUGUUCCUCAAAGGCAUGCAAUUACUCCUUUAUCCUUGUAACCUGAGACAUGUGACAUAUCCCACAGAGCUCAUGAUGCAGGACAUGUUUUAGAUCUUGUAGGGGUAAAAGAUUUAUAUAAGAUUUCUGAGUAUGUCCUAAGUGUCCAGUUAAGGAGAAAGAGCUAAGAUGAAUUCUGGGAUGUUGCUGCUACAUGCAUGAUUUUGUCUGUUCCUUUCCUAUUUAUUGCCUCUUGUAGUUCCUACCUGCAAGUUCUUGAGUUCCAACCAAGAAGAGGAGCAGGAAAGAUGUAUGCAGAGACCGGGCUGCUGUUGCCCUGCAUGCAGGGCUUUCCACAAGUAGUAUCAGGAGCUGAUCAACAUCUUCUUCCGUUUACAUCUCAUGAAGACUUGGUCUCCACGGUCUUUCCUGGUGCUGCUCCCACCUUGGGUAACCUGGUUCAGAUUUCCUUUACUGAUUAUGACCUGGGAGGAGACGGGGAUCUGUUUGAAGCUCCAAAGCCCAUAUUAGAAGAAUCAUUAGAUCCCAUAACCGCUACCAUGUCAGUGAUGCCUGGUUAUGGAAGUACUAUAACAGAAGAAACAAUGAAAACCACAGAUGCAGAGUUGAUCCAAGAUGAAGAUCUAUCGUUUGCUGCAGUGCAGACUGAAGAAGAUACGGCUGGAGCAAAAGAUAAUUCCUUUGCAGAGGGAUCAUUACAGAAGAGUGGCAGUUUUGGAUGUCUAGGCUCAGUGGACUACUCUAAGGUUCUCAGUGUCGAGCCAUGUUUUCUUGGUGUUUCUGAUAUGAAUCUUGAGGUUGCAUUUCAGAUGAGGAGGGCAUACAGCGAAGGAGAUAUCCAGAUUCUUGGAAACAAUAACUCAGUUCAUGGUAACAUGAACAUAAUUCCUGCUUUUAAGGUUUUAGCAAGCUUUGAGGAUAUCAAGAUUGAGGACAAGAUCAAAGAAAGAAGGAUAAAGCUUUCCAGGUACAGGAAGAAGAGGACAAAAAGAAACUAUGGAAGAAAGAUCAAGUAUGCUUGCAGAAAGGCUUUGGCAGAGAGUCAGCCUCGUAUACGUGGAAGGUUUGCGAAGAUGGAGGACACGUAUGGUUGCAAUGAUCGAGCGAUAGGAGGUCGCAAACUGCAGCAAUGAAGUAUAGAUAAAUGUACAAGUAGCUUGCAGCUAGUACUGCUUUCUAAGCACCCCUAUGGGUAAUGUGCGCUUCCGAUAUCAUGUUAUAAAGCUUGUUCAGAACUUUGAAUUAUAUUUGUUAGAAAUAAGCCUAUGGUUAUCGGCAUCUCUUGCUAUACCGUCGGUCUGUAUCAAUUAACAUUUAUCUGUAGCUAUGUGACUAGUUUGGAAUGAAUAAGAUUUGACAAAGUUUUGAGCUUUCAA
Musa acuminata AAA Group (dessert banana) is the source of this 2054-nucleotide messenger RNA. RefSeq lists its product as uncharacterized. The transcript has 5 exons. Gene Ontology annotation, biological process: regulation of flower development. Gene Ontology annotation, molecular function: protein binding; DNA-binding transcription factor activity. The record is from RefSeq and is a predicted model, not a curated record. Bases 876 to 1811 code for a protein of 311 amino acids. Gene Ontology annotation, cellular component: nucleus. Lineage: Eukaryota; Viridiplantae; Streptophyta; Magnoliopsida; Zingiberales; Musaceae.